Molecule: messenger RNA, 2176 nt
Organism: Vombatus ursinus (common wombat)
Lineage: Eukaryota; Metazoa; Chordata; Mammalia; Diprotodontia; Vombatidae
Gene: VAMP2
Product: vesicle associated membrane protein 2
Exons: 4
Coding region: 143-532 (129 amino acids)
Biological process (GO): SNARE complex assembly; vesicle-mediated transport; vesicle fusion
Cellular component (GO): SNARE complex; plasma membrane
Molecular function (GO): SNAP receptor activity; syntaxin-1 binding
Source: RefSeq, a predicted model, not a curated record
UUCAGGGGGAAACUGGGGUCCCAGAGAGGAGACUCAGACUCAGAAUGAGUCUGGAAGGGCUUGCCUGAGGUCUUCUCUUUGGGGGAGAGAUCUGGGAACCCGGGAGAGGGGAGACUUGACAGAGUCUGCUGUGAAGGGCUGGAUGUCCUUGUGUCAAGACACCUUUGCCACUUACAUCCUCAGGUCUGCUCCUGCUACUGCCAUGCCCCCUGCUGCCCCAGCAGGAGAAGGGGGCCCUCCUGCUGCCCCCCCAAACCUCACUAGCAACAGGAGGCUGCAGCAAACCCAGGCCCAGGUGGAUGAGGUGGUGGAUAUCAUGCGGGUGAAUGUGGACAAGGUCCUAGAGCGGGACCAGAAGUUAUCAGAACUAGAUGACCGUGCAGAUGCCCUCCAGGCUGGGGCUUCCCAGUUUGAGACAAGUGCUGCUAAGCUCAAGCGUAAAUACUGGUGGAAAAACCUCAAAAUGAUGAUCAUCCUUGGAGUGAUAUGCGCCAUCAUCCUCAUCCUCAUCAUUGUUUAUUUCAGCACCUAAGCCCAGCAGGAGCUGCCCCUGCCCGGGAGAGGGCCCCCUUCCCUCCAUGGCUCUCCCUCUCUCAGCCAUAUCUUCCAGCCCCUUCUCCUGUCCCAUCUCCGGUGUGUCUGCGUGUGUGUCCCCCCCUUGUAAAUAGCCAGCUGUUAUUUAUACAUAUAUAAUAUUAUAUAUAUUUGGUCUGUUUGUAGUUUUAUUACUAGAAGAUUUUUUCUGGUUGUUCUUAACUUCUCUCCCCUGCCCAUCACCUUUUUCUUUCCCCUAACUCAUUCCUCUCCUUUUCUUUUGAUCCACAGUCCCCUCAUGUGCAUUUGCUAUGCAACAUUCUCUAUUCUCCUUCCAUCUUCCUUUUUGCCUGGAUUUAGCUGUUCAUCUCUCCCACCCAUCUCUCUCCUCCCAGGAACCCAGGGCUCCCCCUUAUUUAUGGACUAUCCAAUCAUUAUGGACUGUGACAAAGAUUCCCUUAGCCACCUUUCCCUCCCCUAUGUCUCCUAGGAGCUCUGAGCAUUUAAAUUAGCAUGUCAUUUACAUAAACCACACCCUUUUUGGUUUGCUUUUCAGUCAUUCCUGCCUCCUGACCUGUAUUAGGUCUCCUCCUUUUACCUACUAAAGAUACCUACGGGUCCUCCAAUUUUACCCUUAUUUGCACGACAUUUACAUAAGUGAGGGGUUCUUUGCUUUUAACACAUGGGGGCCUGUGGCCUCCCCACUAUUCCAUUUUUUUCACCAUCCAUUUCCUUCUAACUCUUGUCUGUCAUCAUCCUUUCCCAAUUCCUCCUUCCCACAAAUGCCUCCCCAACUCUCAACCCCACAGCUGGUAUGUAAGUGUCUUAAAGUUAAAUGUUUUGAUGGACCAAUAAUUCUGCCACUUGGGGGUCUCCACAUUCCUACUCCCCAUAUUUGGUAGGGGGGCUCACUGACAUUAUCAAAAGGGUCCCCCUCACCUGCCCUCCUGCCCCUCCCACCCCAGCUGGGAUGAAUUGGGGAACCCUGCUACAUUCCGAUUCUAAUCUAGGAGGGGAGGCCACCAGCCAAUAGGGGCUGUCACUGCCGUGGGGAGUCUGGUAAGGGGGCUGAGGAACACCUCACAAGUCCUCCACGGACCUCCUCCCCUCUGAGCCACCUCCUUGUGGGGAACGGAGCUGAUAGCCCACCCUGGGGUUCCUGGGAGGGUUUGCAAAGUGCUGUCAUUGCCCACCUCCCUUGGAUGCCCCCCUGAAUUCAAGGAAGGGGGAAAUAGUCACUGCCAGAAUGUGUUGUUGGGGGAGGAGGAGACAUUUUAUCCCUUCCUCUCCCCAAGAGAAGAAGGGAAUGGUUCCUUUGAGGUCUUCUAGACUGAGGGGAGUUGGUGGUUGAAGGAGGAGGGUCACAAAGUCUUUAAAUGGCACAACUUCGGGGGAACGUGGAGGGGAGGAUAUAGUCCUUUUACUUGCCACUAGAUCUCUGUGUUCCCCCAUUCCACUUUCUGGGAGGUUGAGGAGAAAGAGAGCUGCCUACUGGGUUGGGGGUGGUGGAGAUGUGGGGGUGGGGCUUUGUUUUAGACCCCCCCCAUUCACUAUCCCUACCCUGUCCCCUUCAGUGCCCCCAAUUCUGUGGCAAAUCCAGAUUGUGAAAAUGUACAAUAAAUAAAUGUGUGAUGAGAAACCA